UAUAUGUAAAAGUCGGAGUCAUGGAUAAACACCUAAACAAACCACGACGAACCCGGAGUUAACGGAAGACGAGCAGCAUAUUAAAACCACGUGCUGUUACAUUUCAGAAUGGUGGACAGUGUUUACCGCACACGAUCUCUUGGUGUAGCUGCAGUCGGUCUUCCUGACCAGUAUGCUGACGGAAAAGCAGCUAAAGUGUGGCAGCUGUAUAUUGGAGACACCAGGAGUAGGGCGGAUGAAUACAAGAGCUGGGUGCUGUCCUUGCUCAGAAAACACAGGGUUCAACGUGUUCUGGACGUAGCCUGCGGCACAGGGGUCGAUUCCAUUAUGUUGGUGGAAGAGGGAUUCAAAGUGGUUAGCGUGGAUGCCAGUGACAAAAUGCUCAAAUAUGCUCUUAAAAAGAGAUGGGAGAGGAGGAAAGAGCCAUCAUUUGAUAAUUGGGUAAUUGAGGAGGCCAACUGGCUUACGUUACAAGAAGAUAUCCAGAAACCUGGAGAUGGGUUUGAUGCUGUUAUUUGCCUGGGAAACUCAUUUGCUCACUUACCAGACUUCAAAGGAGACCAAAGCGAUCAGAAGCUUGCCUUGCAGAACAUCGCUAGCAUGGUAAAACCUGGUGGAAUCCUCAUUAUUGAUCACCGUAACUAUGACUACAUCCUUGAGACUGGCCAGGCACCACAAGGAAAGAAUAUUUACUAUAAGAGUGAUGUUAAACAGGACAUCUCCACCUCUGUGCUGUGGGUUAAUAGCAAACCUCACAUGAUCACACUGGACUACACCUUGGAACUGCCUCAGCCGGAGGGCGUUCAAACACCCCCUGAGACAAGUAAAUUCCGCCUGUCAUACUAUCCACAUUGUCUGGAAAGUUUCAAGGAGAUUUUAGGAGGAUCCUUCUUCAAUAAGUGUGAGCACAAUGUAUAUGGUGAUUUUAAGCAGUACACCCCAGGGCAACAAGAGACACCCUGUUAUUUCAUUCAUGUAGUUAAAAAGACAGCGUAAGGCUAAAUGAGUUGACAUUUAAUUUCCCCAUUACUCUGCCCUGCUGCUGCUUUCAACAAACACAAGGAUAUUUUUGACACAUUAUGAGGCCAUAUUGUAUAUUUUAAAAUACACAAUAUUAUGUUUUGGAAGUGAAAUUUCCAUUUUAAAAUUUGGGAUCUUUAUGCUUUAUUUGGACAGAUUUGAGUCCUAAAUACUUUCUUUGUUAUGUUGCUUAAUAUCUUAAUUGGUUAAUUACUUACUUUUUUAUUGUACCCUUAAUUUCACCUUCAUUAUUUGUAUUUCUAGAAGGCUAAUACGAAAACCCUAAACCACAGUUGUCCAUAUUUGGUCCUUAAGAGACACUGUCCUGAAAACGUGCCUCAAAACUAGUGUGCUUAGUAAACCUUGACUAGCUGGUUCAGGUUAAUGACUUUCAGAUAAAGUUGACCUCUUAAUGUAUUACUGCUUUGCUCAUCAUUUAGUUCUCUCUUAAAAUUGCAUUCUUUGAAAAUUGGACUCUAAAAUGUGAUACAUUUUAAAGGAUUGCAUUGUUACUUUUUACACAAAUGAAACAAUUCAAAUGCAUUACAUGAUUUAAACAUAUAAUAGUUGAUUUUUCCUAAAUUAUUAGAAUUGUAUUUCUGGCACAGGUGUACUCCAAAAAAUUGUUAUAAAGUUUAUAUUGUAUAAAGUUUCUAUUAAAAAUAAAUAUCAAAUUCA
Molecule: messenger RNA, 1698 nt
Organism: Triplophysa dalaica
Lineage: Eukaryota; Metazoa; Chordata; Actinopteri; Cypriniformes; Nemacheilidae
Gene: gnmt
Product: glycine N-methyltransferase
Exons: 6
Coding region: 109-996 (295 amino acids)
Biological process (GO): one-carbon metabolic process; S-adenosylmethionine metabolic process; regulation of gluconeogenesis
Cellular component (GO): cytosol
Molecular function (GO): S-adenosyl-L-methionine binding; identical protein binding; glycine binding
Source: RefSeq, a predicted model, not a curated record